Molecule: messenger RNA, 1763 nt
Organism: Aspergillus pseudotamarii
Lineage: Eukaryota; Fungi; Ascomycota; Eurotiomycetes; Eurotiales; Aspergillaceae
Product: CapA family protein
Exons: 1
Coding region: 480-1640 (386 amino acids)
Source: RefSeq, a predicted model, not a curated record
GAUAGGGAAUCGGAUAUUUUACACAUUUACUGGGACAAUCUUAUGUGUCGUGUUCGUUUGAUAUGACCAGUAGUACUAUAUAGUAGGUAGUAUCAUACCAGUUAUGUACAUCAUAGGGGCAGUCAACUGUCAAUCUCGUGCAUUCGGAACGGCCCGAGAUCGAAGGGUGAACUCAUAAUGAUGUAUAUACAGACCGCUAAUUCCUCCAUACAUUAAAUUAUAAUAUCCUUAGAUGCAUUAGUCUCCAAUCCAAACCUAACCUCCCCCUACCACAUACUUACAUACAUACAUACCUAACAUCCAACAUCCAACAUCCAACAUCCAACAUCCAACAUCCAACAUCCAACAUCCAACAUCCAACAUCCAACAUCCAACAUCCAACAUACCUACAACCAACACAACCACACCCAACUAUCAAAAGAAAAGAAAGAAAAAAACGAAAAAGAAAAAAGAAAAGAGAGAGAAAAGGAAAAAGAAAAAUGCCACCCCCAAAAACCUAUACCCUAACCUUCACCGGCGACGUCAUGCUCGGCCGCCUAAUCGACCAACUCCUCCCAACCCACCUCCCCAACCAACCCGACUGGCAAACCACAAUCAACCAAAUCCUCAAAACCGCCCCAGCCCUAAAAUCCUACUCCCAUAUCUCCCCCUGGGGAACUGCCCUCCCCUUCCUCCUCCGUCCCGCCUCAGAUCUCAAUAUCAUUAACCUCGAAACGGCCGUUACGACCGUGGACACGCCAUGGCCGAACAAAGCUUUUAAUUAUAGGAUGCAUCCAUGUAACUUGGAGGUUUUGAAAGCGGGGAAGAUUGAUUAUGUUAGUUUGGCGAAUAAUCAUACGUUAGAUUUUGGGGUGGGCGGGUUGCAGGAGACGGUGGAGAGGGUUAGGGGGGCUGGGAUUGGGUUUGCGGGUGCUGGGGAUAGGUCUUUGGAACCUGCGGUUUUGGGGUUAAAGAGGGGAGGGUUUAAAGAAGAAGAGAGUGGCGGUAGUGGUGAGGGAGUUGGUAGUACUGGUGGUGGUACUGGUUGUGGUGGUGAAACAGAAGAGUAUAAAAUCCAUAUCUACUCCGCCUCAGACCACCCACGCGCAUGGGCCAACAUCCCCCAGUUCAAUUUCAUAGAUUACACCCCCGCCACACGCGCAAAGCUCAAGACCCUCCUUACGAGCGGAGAAAAGCCCGCACUGAAGAUCUUCUCCGUGCACUGGGGACCUAACUAUGCGUGGCGGCCGGCUGGGGAGAUCCGCGCACUGGCCCGGUUCCUGGUCGACGAGUGUGGGGUUGAUAUUGUGCAUGGGCAUUCGGCGCAUCAUGUCCAGGGGGUGGAGGUUUAUCGGGGACGAUUGAUUAUGUAUGGGUGUGGGGAUUUCGUGGAUGAUUAUGCGUUGAAUGGGGAGUUUAGGAAUGAUCUUGGGGCGCUUUGGAGGGUGAUGGUCUCGGAGGAUGGGAGGGGUGGGUUGUCGUUAGGGAGAUUGGAGGUUGUUCCGACGAGGUGUCAGCGGUUUGAGGUUGAGGUUUUGGGGAUCGAUGAUGAGGAUCAUGCAUGGGUUAGGGAGAGGGUGGGGGAGUUGAGUAGGGAGUUUGGGACGGUCGUUGACGGGGAGUUGGGGAGGGAUGGGCAGGUUGUUAUGGAUUUGGGGUGAAGAUUAUAUUAUAUAUAUUGGACUUUGCUUUUAGGUGGAAGUUUGUGCUUUUUUCGUGUUUGCGUGUGGUUGAAUUGGUCAUUAUGGUAUAUCGUCGUGCGAAUAAUGUACAGUUGGGCCUCC